GGGACUACAUAAGCAGCGGUGGACUCUGGAUAGCUCAUCCUUCUCUGACCAGGAUGUUCACGAUGAGGACCUUCUCGGCUGUGCUCGUUGGCGUCUGCUUUCCGUGUCUGAUCGGGGCUGUGCUCGGAGAGGACCACGUCACGCCCAAGCGGAUGAAUAGGGAUGUGGAACCAUCUGAAAUUAACUGUAAGUGGACUUCCUGGUCUGAAUGGACAACAUGUGACCCCUGCACCAAAUCACAGCGUCGGUCCCGAGGAGUGGAAGUGUUUGGCCAGUUCAAAGGACAGUCCUGCCAGGGGUCCAUAGGUGAAGACAGGGAAUGCACCCCCGCUGGAGCCUGCAAUCCACCACCUCUCAAACUGUGUUUGGAUAGCGAAUUUCAGUGCGAUUCAGGUUUUUGUGUCAGGAAGGCUCUGGUAUGUAACGGGGACUUUGAUUGUGACGACACGUCAGAUGAGACUUGCGACAAUCCCUUCCGUCCUCCCUGUGGCUUGGUGCCUCUAGAGAACAACGAGCAGGGCAGGACGGCGGGAUAUGGGAUCAACAUCCUUGGAGCAGAUCCUCGCAGCAACCCUUUCAAUAACGAUUUUUUUAACGGGAAAUGCGGGAAAGUGAGGAAUCCCACUUCUGGGAAUUUGGACAGAUUGCCAUGGAAUAUUGCUUCUCUCAACUACGAGACUCGUGCAGAAGACCUUACAUCUCGGGAGAUCUACGAGGACACACACUCCCUGAUCAAUGAAAUCACAAAGGAGACAACGUUUUCUAUCGGAGUAGGUGGGUCUCUGAAAUUCAGCCCUUCGGAGAAAUCCCAAAAGAAGUCAAACACAACGGUGUCAGGAGGCUUGAGUGCUGAUGUGGACUAUUCUAGAAAGAAUCUGCUCAAGGAGAUUUCGGAGUUCACCACAGUCAAGAAAAGGAGCUUCAUACGAGUGAAGGGGAGAGUGGAGUUAAGUAAAUACAGGUUGAUCUCCCAUGACCACCAAGUCACAGAUCGCUUCCUUGAGGAUGUGAUGCGACUUCCUUUAGGGUACGAGAAGGGCAUGUACUUUGCCUUCAUAGAGGUCUAUGGGACUCACUACACUAAGAAUGGAGUUUCGGGCGGAGAGUACGAACUCGUAUACGUUCUGAAUCAAGAUGCCAUCAAGGAGCAAAAAAUUACAGAAAGAGAGGUCCAGGACUGCGUCAAGAUUGGCAUCGGUGCCGACUUUAACACCAACAUCGGAAUCGAGGGAGAAGUCCACAUCAAACCGGAUUACUGCAACAAAGUCAACCCCAAAGAUACAGAAACAAAGGAAGGGAAAGCAGCCGUGGAUAAGGUGUUGACUUUAGUCAGGGGCGGCACCACCGACACCGCAGCCGCCAUGAGGGCCAAGCUCGACAAAGACGGAGUGAUUGACCUGGACACUAUUCGAGAAUGGGCCCGCUCAAUUGCCAACAACCCCGCUCUCCUCAAGAGUGAGCCGGAGCCCAUCUACAACAUCAUUCCUCUCAGUUUUCCUAACGUCAACACGUACAGGACCAACCUGAAGCAGGCCAUAGAAGAUUACGUGGCUGAGUACAACGUCUGCAAGUGCCAGCCCUGUCACAACGGGGGCAGCGUGAUCCUCAUAGACGGCGGUUGCUCGUGCCUGUGCUCCGAGUUCGAAGGAAUGGCAUGCCAGACACUCAAGUCCGAGAAGCGUCGGCCGUCAUCUGUGACUGAGCAGGGGAACUGGGCCUGUUGGUCAGCCUGGUCCAAUUGCAGUGGAGGUAGACGGCAAAGAUCCCGCCUCUGCAAGAAAGGCAACCUCUCUGGCGCGACCUGCAGGGGAAACCCAAGUUCUGACGAUUACUGCUAAACCUGAGUACACAGAAACACGACACUGUUUGGGAUUUUACUUUUUAGACUUUGGACACAUGUAAAGCGUUAUGUUCCUAAAACAACUUCACAUUCCAUACAUCAAAAUGGUGUGCUUUUUGGAGGGAUUCAUCCCUUACUGUGGCUACGAUAGCAUUGCUGUGGUAAAAUGAAAUGAUUUGGAAGUUGGAACUUUUCAUUCGACUGAAAAAGUAUGAAAGAUAGCCACACUGAUGAACCAGUACUUUUCAAUGGGGUCAAGUCCGUUUACCUGAUGUGGAGAAUCCGUAUCUGUCAAGACGUGUCACUGUAUUAGAUAAUGAACUAUACAGUCUUAAUAAAAUAGUAUUUGCCUCCUUUCA
This is a messenger RNA of Osmerus eperlanus (European smelt), 2199 nucleotides long. It is a transcript of the gene c9, whose product is annotated as complement component 9. Gene Ontology annotation, biological process: complement activation. Lineage: Eukaryota; Metazoa; Chordata; Actinopteri; Osmeriformes; Osmeridae. The record is from RefSeq and is a predicted model, not a curated record. Gene Ontology annotation, cellular component: membrane attack complex. Gene Ontology annotation, molecular function: protein binding.